This is a messenger RNA of Aegilops tauschii subsp. strangulata, 1879 nucleotides long. Its product is annotated as glycosyltransferase BC10. Gene Ontology annotation, cellular component: membrane. The record is from RefSeq and is a predicted model, not a curated record. NCBI's taxonomy places the organism in Eukaryota, Viridiplantae, Streptophyta, Magnoliopsida, Poales, Poaceae. Gene Ontology annotation, molecular function: glycosyltransferase activity.
GAGUAUCUCUCACGAGACUGCUUAGCUUUACUUGCCGCUGCCGCGCUGCCCCGGCAAGCAGGCGAGCGAGCGAGCGGAGCCUGCCGAGAUUCGAUCCCCCGCCUCCCCGCUGCGGCGCAACUGCAACCACCACCAACCUCCCGAGACCACGAGACCGCACCACACUCCCCCCGCGCAGCCGCGGGAGCUCGAGAUCUGAGCUGAGGCGCGCACCGCUCCGCUCUGCUCUGCUCUGCCACGCUCUGCUCCCCCCCAAUGCAGCGAGCGGGAGAGCGUCGCCGGCGGUGAGCCGGUAAUACUGCUAUAUAGCACGGGGUACUAGCCUGCAGGCCUCCCGACCCGUCUCGGGGAAUGAGGCCGCGGCGGCACUCGUACGGCAGGGGCGGCAGGAGCGCGGCGGCGGCGGUGCCGCUGGUGCUGUGCCUCUGCGUCACCGGCGUCUUCCUUCUGCUGCUGCACGGCUCCUCCCCGCCGCUGGACGCGGAGGGAGGGAAGGAGCAGGCGGCCGCGGCGGGAGGAGGGGGGAGGAACGAGGAGCCGAUGGUCCUGGCCGAGGUGGAGGAGGCGCCGCUGCCGCCGGGGAACGCCAGGGUCGCCUUCCUCUUCAUCGCCCGCAACCGCCUCCCGCUCGACCUCGUCUGGGACGCAUUCUUCCGUGGUGACAAUGAAGGGAGGUUCUCCAUCUUCGUGCACUCGCGGCCGGGCUUCGUGCUCACCCGCGCCACCACCCGCUCCCGCUUCUUCUACAACCGGCAGGUCAACAACAGCGUCCAGGUGGAUUGGGGUGAGGCGAGCAUGAUCGAGGCCGAGCGAAUCCUUCUCAGCCAUGCACUCAAGGACCCCUUCAAUGAGCGCUUCGUUUUUGUGUCCGACAGCUGUGUACCAUUGUACAAUUUCAACUACACUUAUGACUACAUAAUGUCUGCAUCAACCAGCUUUGUGGACAGUUUCGCCGAUACAAAACAGGGCAGGUACAAUCCACGAAUGGACCCAAUCAUCCCGGUGGAGAAUUGGAGAAAAGGCUCACAGUGGGCUGUGCUGAUUAAAAAGCAUGCUGAAGUUGUGGUUUAUGACGAUGUGGUGUUGCCAGAAUUCAAGAAGCAUUGCAGGAGAAGGCCCUUACCAGAGUUCUGGCGGGACUGGGAUAAACCUAUUCCUGCUGAGGCAUGGAAGGCACAUAACUGCAUACCAGAUGAGCACUAUGUUCAAACAUUGCUUGCACAAAAUGGGCUUGAAGAAGAGCUUACGCGGAGAUCAGUUACACAUAGCGCAUGGGAUCUAUCAUCUUCUAAAGAUCGUGAAAGGCGUGGAUGGCAUCCUGUAACAUACAAAGUCUCUGAUGCUACACCCGCACUUAUAAAAUCCAUUAAGGAUAUUGAUAAUAUAUAUUAUGAGACCGAAUAUAGAAAAGAGUGGUGCACAAGUAAUGAGAGACCAGCACCUUGCUUCCUCUUUGCAAGGAAGUUUACACGCGGAGCCGGUCUGAAGCUUCUUAACUCAUCAUUUAUAGCAGCAAGAUGAUGAGUAUAUAGUGCAGGGGACAUCUGCCAUGUAAAGGUUUUCUCCCUUACAAGCAGAAUACUGCCAGUUUGCAUAUACCUAAAGGAAAGGGGUGGAGGUGACAGAAAAUAGCAGCGAUUUUUGGCCUGUGUUAGAUAUAAUUUGUUGUACUCUAGAAAGUACAAUAGGGUGUUGUAAAGAGAUAAACUUAUGCUUCAUAUAGCGCUAGGUUAGUACACAUGUUAGCUCACAGCUCAGCUCAGCAUUGUAACUGGAACCGUAAGCAACUAUCCACAGUUGGAUCUGGAAGAACCACUUAAGUUCUAUUCUUGAGAAAAUCCUUUCUGCAAAUUUAUGGAAGCAGUUGCAUCUUGUGGCA